GUUUAUUAUGUAUGUAUAUAUAUGGCAUCGAUGGAUCUCUAGUUUAUUAGUUAUAUUCAAAUCCAACAACCUAAUUAAGAGAUACGGAGUAUUUAGCUAAGAUAUUGGUAAUAGAUCACACAGAAGCUAAGCUAGCUAUUUAGCUAAGAUAUUGGUAAUAGAUCACAGUUAUGGCGUCAUUCGGAUUCCUUCUUUUGUUUGCGGCGGCCGCCAUUGCUGCAGUAGUUAGGGCGCAGUACGGGCCCUCCCCUGAUGACGACGUAUUGCAGGCACUGAAAAGUAGCCUGACCUUCAAGCCCGAAACGUCGUCUGACUUGUCUGACGCCCAUCCGUGCAACUGGAUAUCUAUUCUGGAGUGCGAUGUAGUUGAUGAUCUGGGGCCUCCCCGGGUUACAGUUCUCCGCUUUUAUGAGAAGGUUACUAGCGGGAGCCUGCCAGCCAAUCUUGAAAACCUGACCAAAUUGGACGAAUUCUCUGCGUCCUCCAACAACCUCGUCGGGGCAAUUCCCAACUUUGCUGACUCGGUCGGGUAUCUCUCGUUGGAGGAUAACCAGUUCACUUCAAUCUCGCCAAGUCUGUUCCACUACAAGCCCAACCUCACAUCCGUUAACCUAUCCAACAACGCUCAUCUUCCCAUGUGGGAGAUCCCUCAGGGUCUCAAGAACUCCUCUUUAAACCUCGAGCAAUUCUAUGCCGCUAAUUGCAAACUUUUCGGAGAACUACCCGACUUAUCCAACCUCCGAUCCUUGCAGGAACUGGAUGUUUCUCAUAAUCAGCUUAGCGGCGUUAUCCCUCCAUCCCUUGCAAGUUUGCCCGAGCUUACAAUAGUGGAUGUUUCUUAUAAUCAGCUUACUGGCGUUAUCCCUCCAUCCCUUGCAGACUUGCCCUACCUUGAAACAGUGGAUGUUUCCAACAAUCAGCUUAGUGGUGUUAUCCCUCAAACCCUUGCACAUCUGCCCUACCUUACUAAAGUGGAUCUUUCUAAUAAUAAUCUCACUGGCACUGUCCCCAAAUUUGGACCUAAUGUGACGGUUAUUACAUGUGGGAAUUCCCAUUUAUCAAACGGAAGAGGGGCGCCAUGUUAGGUAUGAGCAGAGGAUGGUAAGCUAAGGAAGAUCGGUUGUGUUUGUCCGAAAGGUUUCUACUUACCUUCCUGAUCAGGGAUAUUUUUUUUAAGGGAAAACUGUCAAAUAGGUCCUCGAAUUUCCAUAAAAAAGUCCUUCUAUAAGAGACUCUGUGCGGUCGUCGCGAUUUGGGGCGGUUCCCGGUGGAAUUUUUUGAUGAAAUUUUUUGAGCAUCUUAUUCAUCAAGUCUAGUUUACUCAUACCAAAUUUCAGCUAAAAAUUUAAUUGGGAGCGCAUUCCAAUUAAUCCGAGAACGCAAAAAUGCGCAGUUAUCUUCAAGAAUUAAUUUGAAUGUGUUCCCGGUUGAAUUUUUAGCUGAAACUUGGUAUGAGUAAACUAGACUUGGUGAAUAAGAUGCUCUAAAAAAUUCAUCAAAAAAUUCCACCGGGAACUGCCCCAAAUCGCGACGGCCGGGCAAAACCUCCUAUAGAAGGACUUAAUUGACCUUUUUAUGAAAGUUCGAGGACAUAUUUGACACUUUCCCUUUUUUUAAAGAAGAUCAGGGUUAUUAUUAAUCACUUUUAUAUAUGUUCCAUCUUAUGUGUUGUUUUUACCUACUUAUUUUUGUUUUAAAUCAAGAUGAUGUAUGUAUCAAUCAUGUCGAAGUAUAUUAAAGAGCUAUAUAUAAUUGUGCUUUUAAAAUUAUAUCAGUUUCCUUUUUA
Molecule: messenger RNA, 1786 nt
Organism: Cuscuta epithymum
Lineage: Eukaryota; Viridiplantae; Streptophyta; Magnoliopsida; Solanales; Convolvulaceae
Source: the annotation of a GenBank genome assembly